AUGGUCAGCAUCACAAUAAAGCCCAUCAGCGGCACAUCUGACACAUUCUCUGUCAUUCUCUGCAGAAGCGGCCUGGACAAUGUGCCUCGCGGGUUCCGCCUCAUCUGGCUUUGUCCUCCGCUGCUCGGCACGGGCCAGCAAAUGAGAAACGGUACAGCUUGCGCCUUCGGGUGGGGCGCCGCCGGCCUGCAACCUGGUCUCGCAGGCGGGGGCAUAAUUAGUCUCGGGGCUGGCAGAGUUCUCAAGGAGCCCAGUCAAGUCGGCCAAUUUCGGCCAGCCCCGGCCCGAGGCCGGUGUCAAGGGGAGGCAGAAGCGGCUCGAACUGGACCGCAAACGAAUUGGCCCCAGCACCACGGGCUGCGCGGGGAUUCGGUCUCGUGGCCAAUCAACUGGAUCGACAAGUGGCCUCCCACCGCGAGCGCCCAGCCCAGCCACGAUGCCACCCGUCCGUCGCGACCGGGCCACUUGAGGUGGGGCAGACGUGCCCACGGCAAGAGGCGCCGUCUCAAGAGGCCCAACCAAACAACCAACCCACAAUCCCGAGGACGCUCUCGGAAGGUGGAGUUGUCGCUGUUCGGCUCUGCAACAGCGGGACUCUGCCUCGUUCGGUGGACAAUUAACAAGCACUUGGCGCUCUCCGGUCCGAGGAGAAGGCCCCACGCCAACGACCGAAGCAUGGACAGCCCAUUCGCCGGUACCCUCUUUUUGCACGGCCAGGCUGGGACGAAUGAGCCGGCGCCACUUGAGACGCCAUCACUGCCUACCCGGUUUCCGAGGCCACAUGCUUGGACAGACCUUUCGGACGCCAGAGCGGCCAGGCGUCGCAUCACCGAGGCGCUGGAGACAGAAGGAGAGGUCAGCAUAAGUGGUGCUGCUUCGCGCUCUCUUUCGAGAGGGAGUCAGCCGAGCCCACUCUUUGACAAAGGAAAGAGUACAAGCAAACACACUGGC
Messenger RNA from Protopolystoma xenopodis, 951 nucleotides. The record is from the annotation of a GenBank genome assembly. NCBI's taxonomy places the organism in Eukaryota, Metazoa, Platyhelminthes, Monogenea, Polystomatidea, Polystomatidae.